Molecule: messenger RNA, 2859 nt
Organism: Huiozyma naganishii CBS 8797
Lineage: Eukaryota; Fungi; Ascomycota; Saccharomycetes; Saccharomycetales; Saccharomycetaceae
Gene: KCS1
Product: inositol polyphosphate kinase KCS1
Exons: 1
Coding region: 1-2859 (952 amino acids)
Biological process (GO): inositol phosphate biosynthetic process; phosphatidylinositol phosphate biosynthetic process
Cellular component (GO): nucleus; cytoplasm
Molecular function (GO): inositol hexakisphosphate kinase activity
Source: RefSeq, a predicted model, not a curated record
AUGGGAUCUGGUACUCACGGCCCCGCGGAUCAGAAUCUUCAGGCAGUGGUUUCCGAUGAUUUGGCGUCGUUGAAGGAUCUGAACGUGGAGGAUACGAAGCGGUUGAGUCCCGUGCUGCACGGGAGGAAGGCGUCUACUUAUCUGGGGAUAUUCAGGGACAACGAUCCGCUGCAAGAGAGUGGUACUACGCCCGCGGGUGAUGAUGAUGAUGAUGGUGCGGUGGUGGCAAAUGGGCAGGUCCCCGGCAGGGGCAACGUUACAAGGAAUUCACUCCAGCAGAGGAGGAGGAAUUCUUACAAGAACUCCAGGUACAGGCCGAUGGCAUCUUCACACUCCAAAGCGGGCAAGAUCGUUAACCCAUUGACCCAUCGAAUAGAUAUAUCCCGUGGGUACGCUCCGCUGGGUGGCACUACCGCCGGGCUCGUGUCUCCGCCGAGGCCACAAAGGAGGUACAGUAAGGGAAAUGGCACCGCUGCCACCAGCACCGCUACAACCAACAACCAAGUGGACGACCUCUCGUUGAAACCGGUGUCCUCCGCGACGUAUUACCCACACAGAUCAAAGAGUUCAUCAGGUACAACGGCAGCAGCAGCAGCAGCAGCAGUAGAGGCCAUCAAUGACCAACUUGAUGAACAACAACAACAGCAACAACACAUGGAUAACAGGCCGCGAGAGGUUUUGGAGCCGCUACGGCUCGACAACAACUCUGGAGAGGAUAAAGUCUCUGCCACUGUCGUAGAGAGCAGAACUUCGGGGGAGCCCACAAUUGAGGGUGCGGAGGGUGCACCGGCAGGUAGCGCCUCCGAGCAAGAUGUGGACGAGGAUGCGGACGAGGAGGACAAGGAGUACCCUCUUGCCGUAGAGUUGAAACCGUUUACAAACAAAGUUGGUGGACACACGGCGAUAUUCAGGUUUUCCAAGAGGGCAGUGUGUAAGACGCUUGUUAACAGAGAGAACAAAUGGUACGAGACAAUGGAGCUGACAAAUAACAACUUGCUCAGAUUCAUGCCAAAGUACAUCGGUGUGCUUAACGUGAGACAACAUUUCAACUCAAGGGAACACUUCCUAAGCCAGCUUCCAGCGGAACAAGAACGCAGCAAGAAGUCAGACCGGCCACAGUUUUCCCCGAGUUUCGCAGAAAACAGCGAAUGUAACCCUUCUACAAACCUUAUGGGGGCACCUCUAGAACACAUACACUCGUUCCCCACAGAAUCGUCGUCCAGACCGAUUCCGAUGGCGGACCACAGGGGGGACCACCAUAAAUCCUUCUAUAAUGAGAACAUGUUGCCAGAGGUAUCUAUAGACGACAAUAAGCAUAUAAUCCCUGACUCCCUCUGGGGCCGCGGAUUCCUGUCAACAGGGAAAUCGGAGUCGUCCUCCCCGAGCUCUGCUCCGGACGACUCGUAUUUAUCGCCAGAGAACUUCGAGGGCAAGAUGGGGGGAAGGAGAGAUUCCGGUUCGACGAUGCUGAACACGAAAUUGAGAGAUUUGAUCAUACAGGAGGUGUUCAGACCAGUCCCCUCCAGGAAAAGCUCUACCCACGCUUAUAGCAACUCGUCCGUGGAAGCCCCGAUACGAACGAUAUCUGGGAGGCAGUACCUCAAGAAGAAGAUAAGAUCAUCUUCAUCCUCGUCGUAUGAUGGGAAGAAUAGCACGAGGGACAACGAUGGUAAUCGUGACGAGUGUCCCAGGGUUGAAAACGAACGAAGGGACUCCAACAUCUCGCUGCGCGAGGUCCAGGAAGCGAAAUCGCCGUUACUGCAGAAACUGAAGAAAGAAUCGCUCUCCAAUGCCGUGGAUGCAUCGCAUUCAGUGAUGGACUUGACGCAGUUCCACAAGAAGGAAAAGAUCAGGGAGAAACUGCUUAAUACAGAGGAUAAAGUUACUGGGGAUAAUGACGAUGAGGCGCAGAGGAGGACCCCCGAUGGCGAAUUCGGGAAUGUUGGUUCACCACCUCCAAUCUCGCUUGAGUCCAUAACACUUGAGGAGCAUACAGAUACAAUUGUCUCGAAAUUCAUUCUGCUGGAGGAUCUCACUCGUAACAUGAAACACCCUUGUGCGUUGGACUUGAAGAUGGGGACGAGACAAUAUGGCGUUGAUGCGAGCGCGACGAAGCAACGGUCGCAGAGAAUGAAAUGCCAGAAGACGACCUCGCGGCGCCUCGGUGUGCGCAUUUGCGGACUCAAAAUCUGGAACCAGUCGUACUAUAUCAAGAGGGACAAGUACUUUGGACGCCGCGUCAAGUGUGGCUGGCAGUUUGUACGUAUCCUGUCCCGGUUCCUGUACGACGGGUCUCACGUGGGCUCGAUUGUGAGACAUAUCCCACAUCUGAUCAAGAAACUGGACAUGUUGGCUGUGGAGGUCACCAAUUUGAAGGGGUUCCGUCUCUAUGGUGCCUCGAUUCUGCUGAUGUACGACGGCAAAGCGGACACGAAGCAGAGGAAAGUUAAAGUAAACCUAAUCGACUUCGCGAAAUGCGUCACGAGGGACGACGUAGUGGACAAUUUGGUCAGCGGAUCCUUCAAGAUCCCGCCUAAGCAUGGCGAUCUGGAGGACCUGGGCUUCGUCAGAGGUGUGAAAAGCUUAAAGUUUUACUUGACCGUGAUUUGGAACUACCUGACCAUGGACGAGCCGAUCGCAUACACAGAUGAGGACCUGGCGAACCUCAUCGACAACAGCGCCGAGAGAAAGGGGAAAGAACUGUUUAAACUGCCUUGGGACUGGCUCGAUGAGUUUGACAAGGAGUCCGAGGCGGACUUCAACGACCCGAACAGCGAGCUACGGAAGAAGUGGCGCAAGUACGAGCUGAUCUUCGACGUCGAGCCCCGCUACAACAACGACCAGGAUGUCAGCGACUGA